AUAUUCAAAAAGUUCACAGCUAUUAUACACAAUAUAUCAACAGCUAUCCAGCUAUGAUUGUAACUAUUGUUUUAACGAGUUUGAUGUUGACAUACGAUGUGGUUUAUGGAAAUUAUCAUCAUAACAGAAACACUACGCUUCACAAAUAUGGGCCCAAUGUUUGCGCUGUCGAAGAAAUUUUGUCGGGCAACAACGGCGUGACAUCGCAUAGGGAGCGUGGCUGGCCAAUAGACGAUCGCCAGCAGCAGCAUCGCACUUGCGGGCAAAAUACAAUCGUGAAGUAUGAAUGCUGCUUGGGAUUCAAAUCGAUGUAUGGAUGUCCAGGGUGCACCGGUGUGAAAUUGGCAAAAAACGUGAUGGAAACCGCUCAAGAACUCGGCGCACGGCAGUUUGUCCAGUAUAUCCAGCAACAUGGCUUAUACGAUUUGUUGACCAGCGGCGGCCCAUAUACAAUAUUCGUUCCCACCGACGAAGCUUUUUCCAAAAUAGAUAGCACAUUUCGGUCAGCCAUGGAGUCAUACGAAUCGGCCGUCGAGAUACUUAGAUACCAUGUGGUGCCUUUGAGGAUCGUGACACAAAACGUAUCAUCCGACGAGUUGUUGAACACGUUAAACGAUGGACUUAAAUUGAGGUUUAAUAAGUACUCCACUAAAAUCGAAACCAUAAAUUGUGUUACGAUAAUGCGUAAGAACCGAAUCGCUCAAAAUGGAGUGGUGCACUUGAUCAAUUCCGUACUAAGUCCUUACAGUUAUUCAAAUCGAAAUUUGGUGCAAAUCAUAAACCAGAAUCAAGACUUAUCGAUAUUUUCAAAAAUGCUCGAAAUUUCACGUAUGCAUCAAAGUCUAAAAGAAUCAUUUCAAACACUUACGGUUAUGGUUCCAACCGAUACGGCACUACAACGAUUACCACAAAAUCAACUCAGAAGAAUAUUGAAUGAUGAGACACUUAGCAAGGCAUUUGUGUUAAAACACAUAUUGCCGACACCCAUUUGUUUGAGUGCUGUUACUGAAGAGCAGUAUGUCAGGAGUCUGGCGGACAAAAAUUACGUAAAAUUCAGCUGUGACAAGACGAAUGCAGUGACGGUUCAAGGAAACUGUGUCGGUAAUGAUUUUAAGUUAUCGUCCAAUGGAAUUAUUUACGCAAUAAAUUUCCCACUAAGCUCCGGAGAAGGGAAAUCGGCGUUGCAAAUCAUGCAGCAUUUGGGUCUAAGCGAAUUUGUACAGAUCGUUAACAUCGCCGGACUCGCACAAACGUUUGAAAAUUUCAACGCACUAACAGUUUUUGCGCCGACCAAUCAAGCCUUAAGAUGUAUGAAUCCUAUGGAAAUGUAUCACAUCCGCUCCGACCCGAAUGCCGCUCGAACAUUCAUAGAUUUUCACGUCGGAAGACAAAUAAUGACAAUGGAGAACAUUUACGACGGAAAAACUGUAGAGAGUUUUGCUCCUGGCAAACAACUUCGUCUGCAGUGUGUCCAGAACGAGUUCGGUGUCGAAGGACAUCGAAUUCACUUUCAAUCUGUGCGGGGCUACAACGGGGCCGUUCACGUUGUCGACCAUGUAUUAUAUCCACCGACUAUAUCAGUGGAAGAUCUUAUUAAAAAAAAUGAUAGUUUCAGUUUGUACGCGCAAGCAAUGGACCUGGUACUGGGUACUUUUUCGAAGGAUCGAACGUCAUUCGAAUUCUGCGAUGACGUGCACAAUACUUACUUUAUACCAACAGACUAUGCGUUCAAAAAACUUGGGGCUGACGAACUGCACCGAUUGUUCACAAACCCUAUCCGUAUGAGACAAAUCCUCGACAAUCACCAGGCCGACCGCAUCUUGCCGUCAGCGUUAAUCGGCACACGUCAACAAUACGAGAUCAAAACAAAAAACGAAAUUGUUCGCUUAUCCAACGAAGAUGGCAAACUUAUGGUCAACGAAGUCGAAAUAAUCGAAACGGAUAUAAUGACAACCAACGGAUUGAUCCAUGUGGUCGACGAUUUAAUUUUACCACAAUACAGACGGAGAAAUGAAUGAAUUUCGACAGAUCGACUACACUUCAUCGUUAGAUAAAAAAUAAUAAAUUAUUAAUUUAGUAGAUGGUUUAUAACACACAUUAACAUAAUUAAAGUCGAUAAAAAAUCAUGAACUUAGUACAAGCAUUACAGCUAUUUAUAAUUGUUUU
This is a messenger RNA of Melanaphis sacchari, 2166 nucleotides long. RefSeq names its product transforming growth factor-beta-induced protein ig-h3. The coding region runs from base 54 to 2018 and encodes 654 amino acids. Gene Ontology annotation, biological process: cell adhesion; extracellular matrix organization. The transcript is spliced from 12 exons. The record is from RefSeq and is a predicted model, not a curated record. Gene Ontology annotation, cellular component: extracellular matrix. Gene Ontology annotation, molecular function: cell adhesion molecule binding. Lineage: Eukaryota; Metazoa; Arthropoda; Insecta; Hemiptera; Aphididae.